AUGCAGAUCACGGAUAUCUUCGGCCCUCCUCCUCCAGAUGUCGAUCUUUCCGAAGACCAAUCCGGCACCGUUAUAGCUCCUAUUGCUGUCGUGCUGGUCCUGGCCAUUGUUGCCGUUGCUCUCCGCUUCACCACCAGGCAUGUGGUCGAAGCCCAGACCAUGGCGGCUGACGAUGUCUUCAUUAUAUUUGCUUUAUUCUUUGGCUUUGGAACAGCUGGCUGUGUUUUUACUGCGUUAUCGUUUGCAUGCGGUAAGCACGUUUGGGUCCUCAGUCUUGACCAGUUUGAGCAUAUACAACAGGUCGUGUAUGCCGCCGCCCAGAUCUACGCAGCGACCGUGACUUGCACAAAGACGUCCAUCGUCCUCUACUACAAGCGCAUCUUCUACUUUGAAACAACCUUUUACGUCCUCGAGGCUCUCAUCAUCGGCUACUUCAUCACCAUCAUCACCGUCAUGAACACCGGCCAUCCAGCUAACCAAGCCCCCCAAAAGUACGUGGAUCCAACCGCCAAAGGCAAAUGCGUCGACCUGCUCAAAUUCUACUACGCCAACGCCAUCGCCGCAACCCUGAUCGACAUCUUCAUCCUCAUCACGCCCAUCUACCCCGUCUGGCGCCUCCAAAUGCCGACGACCAAGAAAAUCGCCGUGCUCGCCAUCUUCCUCCUCGGCGGCGUCGUCAUCGGCGCCAGCAUCGCGCGCAUCUGCUCCCUCCUCAAAAUGGCGACCAUGACGGACCAGUCGUGGGGCCUCUGCUCGGGGCUGAUCUGGACGUGCAUCGAGCCGCUCGUCGGCAUCCUCAGCGCGUGCCUGCCGACGCUGGGCCCGCUGGUGCGGCACUGCGCGGGCAAAGUGUCGGGGCGGCUCGGAUGGGGUGGUGGCGGCGAAGAAGCAGAACAAGGGCCCCACGACGACGACGACGACGACGACGACGACGACGACGACGACGACGACGACGACGAGGAAUUCGUCACGGCGGCAUUAUUCUAG
This is a messenger RNA of Diplodia corticola, 987 nucleotides long. RefSeq names its product integral membrane protein pth11-like protein. Bases 1 to 987 code for a protein of 328 amino acids. The transcript has 7 exons. NCBI's taxonomy places the organism in Eukaryota, Fungi, Ascomycota, Dothideomycetes, Botryosphaeriales, Botryosphaeriaceae. The record is from RefSeq and is a predicted model, not a curated record.